AUGACAACGUCAAUGAAGAAACAAGAACAAGAACAACUCUAUGGUGAAUAUAUCAAUCCAACAAUUGAUCAAUAUACAACAAAACAGGAGAAUCCAUUAGUAUUAAUGGCUCAAGCAUGUAAUAAUAUUGGUAAAGAAUUAUCAUCCUCAUCGUUAUCUUCAUCAUCAACAACAACAAUAUCUAUAACAUCAAAACAACGAAAAUCAAAUUCAUCACCUGAAGUUAAAAAAUCUUUAAAAAGAGCUGCACCUUCAACCCCAUCACCACCAGCAAAGAAAAUCUUACUUUCUCAACCAACAGUACCAUCAUCAUCGUCAUCAUCAUCAUUAUCAUCAUCACCAUUACUUUCAACAAAUCAACAACAAUCAUUUUAUUUUCCUCCAUCACCACUUAUGUUCGAUUCAUUUCUUCUUCAUCAUUUAAAUAAAACUUUUACUUCAUCACCCUUCUUUACUUCACCAUUAUUUGGUCAUUCAUCAAGUUCAGCUUUUUCUCCAUCAUCAUCUCAAAGAUCUCCUUAUUUUAUGGAUUCAAUUUUAGCACCAUUAAAACCAUCACCACAACCACCAGCAUUUGUUUGUAAUUGGAUGGAAUCAACUAGUCCUGAUGGUUUUUGUGGAAAACGUUUUCCAAAUCAUAUGAAUUUAUUAGAACAUUUAUGCACAGCACAUACAUCAUUAUCAUCAUCAUCAUCCUCAAUGAAAUCUUCUUAUCCAACAUCUAUUUUUUCAUCAUAUUAUUCACCAACAUCAGUAGGAAAACUUUAA
Messenger RNA from Adineta steineri, 768 nucleotides. The record is from the annotation of a GenBank genome assembly. NCBI's taxonomy places the organism in Eukaryota, Metazoa, Rotifera, Eurotatoria, Adinetida, Adinetidae.